GCCUUCACCCUCUCAAGAACAAUCAAUUCACCCAACCACAAACCCAUACACAAGACAAAAUGCAUUUCCCAACCCUCCUCACAAACCUCUUCCUUGCCGCAACCCUCGCCGCCAGCGCAACAGCAGCCACAGACGCACCAACUGACCUCAAAAUCGACGUCACGCACAGCGUCGAAUGUAAUCGUAAAACCACCAACGGCGACACCGUCAAAAUGCAUUACAGAGGUACACUGGCUGCUGACGGGAAACAAUUCGAUGCCUCGUAUGAUCGCGGAACGCCGUUGUCGUUUAAGUUGGGGACUGGUCGGGUCAUUAAAGGAUGGGAUCAAGGAUUGUUGGAUAUGUGCGUUGGAGAAAAGAGGACGUUGACGAUUCCGCCUCAUUUGGGGUAUGGUGAUAGAGCUAUGGGACCGAUUCCGAGUGGUUCGACGCUCGUGUUUGAGACGGAGUUGAUGGAGAUUGUUGGUGUGCCCAAGGAUGAGUUGUAAACUACGUACUUGCAACGGAACGAUACCUGUGUAAUAUCCUUGAAUGGAUUGAAUUGUAUAUAUAAAAACAAUAUAUGGGUAUCUUCUAUCGACAGUACAUGAACGACUAAUCCAUCGCAU
Talaromyces stipitatus ATCC 10500 is the source of this 608-nucleotide messenger RNA. Its product is annotated as FKBP-type peptidyl-prolyl isomerase, putative. NCBI's taxonomy places the organism in Eukaryota, Fungi, Ascomycota, Eurotiomycetes, Eurotiales, Trichocomaceae. Gene Ontology annotation, molecular function: peptidyl-prolyl cis-trans isomerase activity. The transcript has 2 exons. The record is from RefSeq and is a predicted model, not a curated record. The coding region runs from base 60 to 488 and encodes 142 amino acids. Gene Ontology annotation, biological process: protein peptidyl-prolyl isomerization.